CCCAAGAGUUGCUCAGUAAGCGGUUAGUGAGAGCAACCGGCCGUAGCUGCUGCGAUAAGCAUCACUGUCGCCGAAAAGCCUGGUCUUGCGGGUGCGUUGUUAUCUUGCCUGGCAACUCUUGGCGCCGGUAAUAGCUGCGCACUGCAACCUUCCGCCCAUGUAUAGGUGGUGACCUUGAGUGAAAUCGAGAGCCAUCGCGGAGCGAUCAGCAAUCAACGUUGAUCAGCACAGCGCGUGCUAACGAUUAUUCGUCACAGCAGCAGCAGCAGCAGCAGCAACAACAGCAAUAACCAUGCAGCUUUUACGGUUGAUGUUGUCGCGCGGAUACCACUCUUCGAAAGGUGUCUUUGGCUACUGCCCACGCUCACUCCCGCAGUAUAAAGGAACCAGUGAGGACGUGCUGAAUCAACGGAAUCGGAACAGUAAUGCGUACCGGUGGAUCGAAGCGUUUCGGAACCAUGGUCACCGGAUGGCCACGAUCGAUCCAGUGCCAUUUCAGGGACCGCUGGCCGACGAAGAAACCAACUCACUGGUGCUCGACUACACCCGUUACGGGCUGGCUGCGUCCGAUCAGGUGGACCCAGCUGGAUUGGUGUAUCUGUCACCGCCACAGGCGACGUUGUCGAUCGGUGAGCUGGAUCAGGUGCUACGCACUCGCUACUGUGGCACGUGCAGUAUCGAGCUGGCCUACAUUGAGGCGGAAGAGGAGCGCGAGUGGCUGAUCGAACGGUAUGAACGGCUCCUUACCGAACGAUCGCUCACCGACGCUGACCGGCUCGAGGUGGCCGAGUUGAUGCUGAAAUCGCAAGCGUUCGAUCGGUUCCUGGCAGUUAAGUUUCCCACCGUCAAGCGGUACGGUGGUGAGGGCGCCGAGAGCAUGAUGGCGUUCUAUCGGGAGCUGUUCCGGUGCGUCACCGAAGCCGGUCUGCGCAACGUUGUCAUCGGCAUGCCACACCGGGGCAAGCUGAAUGCGCUGACAAUCAUGUUUGGCACGCGCCCGGCCAAGAUCUUCCGGAAGUUCAAGGGCUACCCGGAGUUUGCUGAAGGAGUAAAGGCGAUGUGCGACAUUGCUAGCCAUUUUCAUACUUCGGCCGACAUUAGCUGGAAGGGGAAGACGUUUCAUCUUAACAUGCUGCACAAUCCGUCGCAUCUGGAAGCCGUCAAUCCGGUCUCAAUGGGCAAGACUCGGGCCAAGCAGCUCGCCAUCGGCGACGGAGACUACGGUAGCGGUACACGUGAUGGCACCUGGUCGAAAGCCUUGAACGUGCAGGUGCACGGUGAUGCCGCUUUACCAGGGCAGGGUGUGAACCAGGAGUGUCUCAUGAUGGCGCAGGUACCCCACUUCGAUGUCGAUGGUACGAUCCACCUGGUCGUAAACAAUCAGGUGGGAUUCACCACUCCGGCCCAGCGUGGACGCGGUACGCGUUACGUUUCCGAUCUAGCCAAAUCCAUCAUGGCACCGAUCGUGCACAUUAAUGGCGACGAUCCAGAGGCGCUAACCUAUAUGACGCAGCUGGCCGUCGACUAUCGGCAACGGUUCGGGAAAGACUUCUUCAUCGACCUCAACUGUUUCCGACGCUGGGGCCAUAACGAGCUGGAUGAUCCGACCGUCACCAACCCGCUACUGUACGAGGUGAUCGUGCACCGCCAGUCGAUACCGGAUACAUACGCCCGGCGACUGAUCGAUGCCGGCGUACUAGACCAGUCGGAUGUGGAUGCAAUGUCGAAAAGUCACCAGAACAUGCUGACAGCCGAGCUGCAGGCGUUGGCGGAGUACGAGCCCGAACGGAGCUACUUCGAGAAGCAGUGGGCCGGCAUGGAACAACCCGGCAACGAGGUCACCGUAUGGAACACCGGGCUUGAUUACCGGCUGCUGGACCACGUUGGACGGGCAAGCGUCGCCUAUUCGAAAGAUUUCAACAUUCAUCCCCAUGUGAAGAAGACGCAUGUCGAUACACGGCUAAAGCGAUUGGCCGAAGGACAGCGCAUCGACUGGGCGACAGCGGAAGCGUUGGCAAUCGGAAGCCUCAUGUACCAGGGCUACAACGUACGUUUGAGCGGCGAAGAUAUCGGCCGCGGUACGUUCGCCCAGCGGCACGCCAUGUUUGUCGAUCAGCGCACGAACGAGAUUCACAUUCCACUCAACGCCAUGGCCGGCGGAGGUUCUGCCAGUGGGCGGCUGGAGCUAGCGAACAGUAUUCUGUCGGAAGAAGCCGUGCUCGGCUUCGAGUACGGGAUGGCCAUCGACAGCCCCAAUACUCUUGUCAUCUGGGAAGCCCAGUUCGGUGACUUUUUCAACGGGGCACAAAUAAUCAUCGACACGUUCCUCGUCAGCGGAGAAACCAAAUGGAUGGUGUGCAAUGGGUUGGUGAUGCUUCUACCGCACGGUUAUGAUGGUGCCGCGUCCGAGCACAGUUCCUGCCGCAUGGAACGGUUCUUACAGAUGACCGACUCGUGCGAAUCGCACCCGGAUGGAGACGAUAUCAAUCUGCAAAUCGUGAACCCUUCGACACCGGCGCAGUACUACCAUGUGCUGCGGCGGCAGAUGAUACGUAACUUCCGGAAGCCGCUGGUCGUCGUGGCACCCAAAACGCUACUUCGGCUGUCGGAGUGUGCUUCACCGCACGUCGACUUUGCCCCCGGGACACACUUCGAACCAGUGUUGCCAGACGCCGUGGAACUCGAUACCAAGCGCGUCCGGCGGGUGGUGCUGUGCAGCGGCAAACACUACUAUACGCUGCAGCAAGAGCGCAAAGCACGUGCUCUGUCGGAUGUAGCGCUACUGCGUUUGGAAUCGUUGUGUCCGUUUCCGGUUCAAGCACUGAACAAUGAGCUCACCAAAUACCCGAAUGCGCGAGAAUUCGUCUGGAGCCAGGAGGAGCAUCGUAAUAUGGGCGCAUGGACAUUUGUGCAGCCACGAUUUGAGAACAUGUGUGAACGACGGCUCCAAUAUUGUGGACGACCGGAGGCGGCGACUGUUGCAGUUGGUGUUGGGCCCUGGCAUGCACAAGAAGCGGAGAUGGUGAUUAGGUCUACUUUUCAAUAAUGGUAGUCCGGACUAAUUCGGUUAAUGCAUUUAUUUCCUAAACACAAUUCCCUAAACCCGCUCAUCCGGGCUUUGUUCAGAGGAUGUUUAGAAAAGAAAGAGUAGCUAGUUUUUAUCUAGGACACAAAACGACUAGCACCUUUGUGACGUUGCUCAAUAUGCUUUCGAAAAUGAAGAAUAAUUUCCACCACAAUCAACCACUGCGGUAAACGUUACAAUUAAGACAGUUAUCUUGGCAAUUUUAGUCCAAAGAUUUUUAGCUUAGAGUUUUAGUUUUUAGUUAUAGUCCUUCUUUAUUACUG
This is a messenger RNA of Anopheles cruzii, 3348 nucleotides long. RefSeq names its product probable 2-oxoglutarate dehydrogenase E1 component DHKTD1 homolog, mitochondrial. The transcript has 7 exons. Bases 293 to 3046 code for a protein of 917 amino acids. Gene Ontology annotation, molecular function: oxoglutarate dehydrogenase (succinyl-transferring) activity; thiamine pyrophosphate binding. The record is from RefSeq and is a predicted model, not a curated record. Gene Ontology annotation, biological process: tricarboxylic acid cycle. Lineage: Eukaryota; Metazoa; Arthropoda; Insecta; Diptera; Culicidae.